ACCAUGCGGGGCGCCGCCGCCAGCCUCGUCCCGCUCACCUUUGCCGUCCUCCUGGGCUUCGCCGACUGCCGGCCGGACUCCGCGGCCAGGCUGGAGCCGGGGAGCCGGGGGGCGGCGCGGCCGCGGGGCCGCGGGGCUGCCCUGGGGACGGCGGGCACGGCGCACAGCCUGUCCCCGGCGCCCGGACCCCCUCCGCCGGCACGGCCCCUCCCCGCCGCCCUCCACGUGGACCGCGGCUCCGCGGCUGCCGCGGGGAGCCCGAGCGGCGGCGACGGCCGGAGGCAGCGUCCCGACCGCGGGCUGUCCGCGUCCCGGGGCCAGGCGGGCGAUGCCGGGCUCGGUCCCGGCCCGGGGCAGAAGAACAGGCUGGACCCCUCCCGCCAGCGGCAGGGCAGCGGGCUGAAAGCCCGGGUCGUGCCCCGAGCGAAGGAGCCAGGCGGCAGAGGGAGGAUGGCGGGGCCAAACGUCUGCGGCCGACAGUGUUGCCCAGGAUGGACCACAGCUCCCGGCACAAACCACUGCAUCAAACCUGUCUGUGACCCACCGUGCCAGAACAAGGGCUCCUGCAGCCGUCCCCAGGUCUGUACCUGUCGCUCGGGCUUCCAGGGUUCCCGGUGCGAAGAAGUCGUUCCAGAGCAGGAGUACCACCCGCCUGGUGCCGCCGCAGCCUUCCAGCCCCCCACAAGCUCCCUCCGGAGGAGGACCAGCACAGCAGGGCAGGAUGCCUCCCUGCGAGGGGCUCACAUGCCCGUCCCACGGCACGUCCCGGCUGUGACUCAGAGCAGAAUUGGCUCUCCUGUCUCCCCCCAGUACACAGGGCCGUCACGGACUGUCCGGCGCUACCCAGCCAGCAAUGGCCAACUCGCCUCUAAUGCACUCCCCAACGGGAAUGGACAUGAGCAGAGCAGCUCUGGGCCACACGCAGUUUCCCAGGAGCACACCUUGUCUGCAAGGGGGGCCAAUCUGACAGAGAAGAUUAGGAAGAUAAAAAUCGUCUUCACACCCACCAUCUGCAAACAGACAUGCCGGAGCGGGCGCUGCUACAACAGCUGCGAGAAAGGAGACACCACCACUCUCUAUAGCCAAGGGGGGCAUGACCACGAUCCCAAGUCCGGCUUCCGCAUCUACUUCUGCCAGAUCCCCUGCCUGAACGGAGGGCGCUGCGUGGGCCGGGAUGAGUGCUGGUGCCCCUCCAACUCCACGGGGAAGUUUUGCCACCUGCCAGCUCCCUCUCUGGAAAAGAAGCAAGGAGGGAGAGCCCCAAAGACCCUGGCUGGUGGCUCCAUGAAGCAAUCCACCUACACCCUGCCUUUGUCCAACCAGCUGGCUUCCCUAAACCCUUCCCUGGUGAACGUCCACAUCAAGCACCCUCCAGAAGCCACCGUGCAGAUUCACCAGGUGGCCAGGGUGCGGGGUGACACAGAGGUGUCGGAGGAGAACAGCGUGGAGGCAGUCCUGGUGCCUCAGCUGGCUGCUGUGCCCUGGUACACCUAUGCCCAUGGGAACGGCAACAGCAUUGCCACGGAGAGUGGCCAGCAGAAGCAGAGAGCCCCGGGGCUGCUGGGGAGGUGCUUUCGGGAGGCUCUCCAUGGGCAGUGCACCAACCCCCUGCCAGGGCUGACCAAGCUGGAGGACUGCUGCGGCAGCGUGGGGCUCUUCUGGGGUGCAGACCAGUGCCUGGCCUGCCCCCCCCGGCCAGCACACCCUGUGAUUGAGAAUGGGCAGGUGGAGUGUCCCCAAGGAUACAAGAGGCUGAACCAGAGCCACUGCCAAGAUAUCAACGAGUGCUUGAUGCAGGGCCUGUGCAAAGAUGCCGAAUGUGUGAACACCCGCGGCAGCUUCCGCUGCACCUGCAAGCCUGGCACCAUGCUGGACCCAUCCCGUAGCCAUUGCAUCUCGGACAAAGCGGUGUCGAUGGAGCAGGGGCUGUGUUACCGCUCGGCAGCCAGAGGCGUGUGCUCCUUCCCCCUCUCCCACCACAUCACCCAGCAGAUCUGCUGCUGCAGUCGCGUUGGCAAGGGCUGGGGGAAGAACUGCAAGGAGUGCCCCGUGCCCGGCUCAGAAGCCUUCAAGGAGAUUUGCCCAGCAGGACAUGGCUACACCUACUCCAGCUCUGAUAUCCGCCUGUCGAUGAGGAAGGCAGAGGCAGAAGAACUGCCCCUCAGCUUGGAAGAGCAAGGGGAGAGCAGCAACUGGACGUUGAACUGGGCAGCAAGGAGACAGCAACUGCAGGACAGCCUGCGUGGGAGCGUCCUGGAGUCACGUCCCCACCCUGGCACCUCGGCAGGAGAGGGUGAAGUUUCUCCUGCUGCGCACGGUGCUGCUGAUGCCACCGCAGAGCCUGCCACACGCAGAGCAGAGGAAGAGGAGGCCUGGCAUGGUCCUCCUCAGCUUGGGCCCACCACCACCUGGGAUGCUACUGCUCCAACACAGAUGCCAGCACAGGGAUCGGGGGUCAGCAGCUGCACCUCUUCACCCCUCUCCUGUGGAGCCGGCGCUUGCGUGCUCACCCCCGAGGGAUAUAGCUGCUUGUGCCACCCCGGCUACACAUUGGACCCCAGCCGUCUCCGCUGCAUUGAUGAAGAUGAGUGUCUGAAAGAUCCUUGUGCUGGAAAAGGUCGCUGCAUCAACAGCGUGGGCUCCUAUUUGUGCCUCUGCUACUCUGGGUACACCCUGGCUGUCUCAGAGGGCAAACAGAGCUGUCAGGAUCGAGAUGAAUGUGAGCAGCCCUCUACCUGCCGGGGACAGCGAUGCAUCAACACCCUCGGCUCCUACCGCUGCGAGUGCGAGGAGGGCUUUGCCAUGGGCCCCAGAGGACAGUGCGAAGAUAUCAACGAGUGCGUGGAUCCCAGCCCUUGCCCCCACGGGAAGUGUGUCAAUACGCUAGGCUCCUACAAGUGUGUCAGCUGUGGGGAUGGCUACCGGCCCAGGAAUGGGAGAUGUGUUGAUGUGGAUGAGUGUCUUGUGGAGGGGACCUGUGCUCAUGGGCGGUGUGUCAACCUGGACGGCUCCUUCCGCUGUUCCUGCUACCGGGGCUACGAGGUGGCACCUGACGGGAAGAGCUGCCAAGAUAUCGACGAGUGCACUGCCCAGGCUGCCUGUCCCUCUGCACUCUGCCUCAACACUGAGGGCUCCUACUCCUGCAUGGCUUGUGACACUGGCUACACCGUGUCCAGAGACGGCAGCACGUGUGAAGAUAUGGAUGAGUGUGAGGACCCUGCUGUUCAGUGCCUGGGGGGAGAGUGCAGGAACACCCCAGGCUCCUUCGAGUGCCACUGCCAGGCUGGCUUCAAGCUCAUCAACAGCACCGUGUGCGAAGAUGUGAACGAGUGCCUGAACAGCGAGAUCUGCAGCCCCAAUGGCGAAUGUCUCAACAGUCACGGAUCCUACUUCUGCAUUUGUGCUCCUGGCUUCUCAAACAUGGCUGGCGGAGUCAGCUGCCAAGAUGUGGAUGAAUGUGCAGACAAGUCCCGGUGCUCACAAGGCCAGUGCCUGAAUACAGAAGGCUCCUACAGAUGUCUGUGUGAAAAUGGGUUCAAACACUCCCAGGAGACUGAUGACUGCGUGGACGUGGAUGAGUGUAAAGAGUACGGGGAUGCCAUCUGCGGCACAUGGCGGUGCCAGAACAGCCUGGGCUCCUACCGUUGUAUCAUGGGCUGCCAGCCCGGCUUCCACUGGACCCCCUUGGGUGACUGCAUCGACAUAGAUGAGUGCGCCAAUGAGACGCUGUGCGGGAGCCAUGGCUUCUGUGAGAACUCAGACGGCUCCUUCCGCUGCCUCUGCGACCGUGGCUAUGAGAGCUCACCCUCCGGGCACUACUGUGUUGAUGUGAAUGAGUGCGAGCUGAUGGUCGCUGUGUGCGGGACUGCGCUCUGUGAGAAUGUGGAGGGAUCCUUCCUCUGCCUCUGCCCCAGUGACCACGAGGAGUACAACACAGAGGCAGGGCAGUGCCAGCCCCGCGCAGCCAUGGAGGGCCCCGAGAUACAUGCAGCCCACCUCUCUGACAGCGCAGAGCGCAAGCAGUGCUACUACCACAUCAGCGACGUUCGCCUGUGUGACAGCGUCCUGGCCAAGAACAUCACCAAGGAGGAGUGCUGCUGUACUGUGGGGGCAGCCUGGGGUGACAACUGUGAGACUUACCCCUGCCCCAUCCCAGGCACAGUGGAGUACCAAGAGAUCUGCCCUCUCGGGAAGGGCUAUAUUCCCCAGGAAGAUCUGCUCUCAGGAAAAGUCUCUUUCACAGACAUGGACGAGUGUGAGAUAUUUGGCUCUGAGUUCUGCCGCAACGGACAGUGUUUGAACACAGUGCCAGGCUACAAGUGCUUCUGCCGAACAGGGUACUUCUAUGACUCCAGCAGGCUCGAGUGUGUUGACCAGGACGAGUGUCAGAAUGAAGUGUACUGCAUCAAUGGCGAGUGUCUGAACACAGACGGCUCCUACCACUGCUUCUGCAGCCUCCCUCUCGUGCUGGAUGCCACUGGCAACCGGUGUGUGAACCUCUCCAGCAGGGCAGAUGCCUUGGAGGAGUACGAAAUCCACCUGGAUGUCUGCUGGCAGACCGUUGCUGACUACAUCUGCCAAGACCUGCUGCAGGGCGAGCAGACCACGUACACUGAGUGCUGCUGCCGGCUUGGAGAAGCCUGGGGCCAGAACUGCGCACUCUGUCCACACAGGUCCUCCGCUGAUUUUGCUUUCCUGUGUAAUGGGGCCAGUGAAGACAGUGAGAGAGGGGCUGAGCUCCGAGAAAGACCUAGGUAUGAGUAUGGACCGGGCUUGGAAGACCCCCACUAUGGCCUUCCCAGCCGAGAUAUGGGCCCCUACUACAACUACCUGGAGUCUGAGUAUGGAAACCCCGAUGCUGGUUUCCCUCGGAGGGAACCCAACAGUGAGUUCCGUGGCAGUCCUCUCCAUCAUGGCCCAGGGCGGUCCCCGCCCCGCUACCUGCCCAGCCAAAUUGGUCUCUACGAGGGCUUCGAGGGGCUGCAGGCUGAGGAGUGCGGGAUCCUCAACGGCUGCGAGAAUGGGCGCUGCGUGCGUGUCCGGGAGGGCUACACAUGCGACUGCUUUGAUGGCUUCCAGCUGGACAUGACCCACAUGGCCUGCCUUGACAUCAAUGAGUGCGAGAAGGUGGGCAGCCCUGAGCCCCUGUGCCAGGGUGGCACCUGCGAGAACACGGAGGGCUCCUACCGCUGCCACUGCUCACCAGGCUACGUGGCCCUGGCCCGGACCCAUCAUUGCGUGCCCCAGACAGCCCAGAGCCUAGCAGCAGCAUAGCUCUAGGGGAGCGGGGGUGAGGGUGCUCCCCUCCAGCACGUGGCUGUGGCACCCGGGACCUAGGAGCAUGGAGAAAGGCCACCCUGGGGCUGUGGGUGCUUCAAGGCUCUUCGCUCCUUCCCCUCUGAAGCGCACAACUUCCCUGCCACAUCUCUCUACAGGCCAGGGCUGAGCUCCCAGCCUCUGCAACCUCCUCUGCCCUGCCAGCCCCUGCUCCUGCCACAGCAGAGCCCAUCCCAGCCCCCAGCACCCAUCGCAUCACCCUGUGCCGUGGAGGCUCACAGAACGUCUUUCCCUGCCACGCAGCCCCAGCCUCCCCGCCUCGCCCUGCCGAGAGAGGGGGUUCAUCUACCCGCCACUGCUGCACUGACCUAGCGACAAGCCUCACCCACGCCACAGGUGCUGGCCCCGCUCCUCAUGAAGCAUCCAGCCCCCAGGCCAGAGCUUUGAGAGGGGGUCAACCUCAGCUUUCUAAAGCUGCUGCCUAACCUUGGGGUGUGGUGAAGAGGCUUGAGGGGCCCCAGGGCCAGCUCUCCCUGCGACCAGCCCAGGCGCAUCCCUUAGCCCCGCACUUUGCCUUUGUGACCCGCGCUGGCUGGGCGGGUGGAUGGCGAGGGCAGGUCCAGCUUCCAUUCUGUAAAGUUGUUGGUGACUUUUUUGUUGUUUUUUUAAUGGAGUCUGCUGGAAACUUCUCUCAUGUUGUUAAAUAAAACAUUUAUUUUGGGCCUCUGUGGCUCAAGACACUGGG
This is a messenger RNA of Gavia stellata (red-throated loon), 6022 nucleotides long. It is a transcript of the gene LTBP2, whose product is annotated as latent transforming growth factor beta binding protein 2. The record is from RefSeq and is a predicted model, not a curated record. The transcript has 35 exons. NCBI's taxonomy places the organism in Eukaryota, Metazoa, Chordata, Aves, Gaviiformes, Gaviidae. The coding region runs from base 4 to 5274 and encodes 1756 amino acids. Gene Ontology annotation, molecular function: calcium ion binding.